Molecule: messenger RNA, 1803 nt
Organism: Bolinopsis microptera
Lineage: Eukaryota; Metazoa; Ctenophora; Tentaculata; Lobata; Bolinopsidae
Product: digestive cysteine proteinase 3-like
Exons: 1
Coding region: 126-1646 (506 amino acids)
Cellular component (GO): lysosome
Molecular function (GO): cysteine-type endopeptidase activity
Source: RefSeq, a predicted model, not a curated record
UUCCAACUUAUACUUAUAGUUACUGUUGUAAAUAAAUAACUUUCAAAACCUUUCAGUAGCAUCGAUAAUAAACUUAAAUAUUAUGCUUUAGUUGUUAGAAUUGCGUCGACGAUCAAGUUAUUGGGAUGAUGCAGUUGAUGAUAACAAUUGCCUUAUGCCUUGUUGGAUUAACAAUCUCGGGGCUCCCUGUGCUGAAUCUAGGGCUAAUUCUUCAAUCUCCAGGACAGACAUUGAAGCUGUUCAGCCAAUACAAGGCAGAGGAGCAUCUCAAUUUCGGCGCUAGUGAAAACAAGAUUCGGUUUCUAAUAUUCAAGAAGAACGCACAGUUGGUUUCAACUUUAAAUUCUGCACCAGAAGAAACUGCUAAGUUUGGACUAAACUUCUUUUCGGCUUUGAGCAGCGGGGAGAAACAGAAAUGGCUCGGACUUAACACAACAGGCCUUCCUUCAAACCCUAAGUCAAAUAUCCCUUUGCAGGUCUCAUCUAAACUAUACACUCCCAAAAGUGUGGAUUGGGUAAAAGAGGGAGCGGUAACAACCGUAAAGAGCCAAGAUUCGUGUGCUUCUUGCUGGGCGUUUUGUGCUGUAAGUGCUAUGGAAUCAAGAUACAAAAUAAAGUCAGGUAGAUUGAGAGCCUUCUCGGAGCAAGAAUAUUUAGACUGCACUUAUUCUCAGGGUCGACAAGAAAGAUACAGGAAAGAAGAUGGCUGUACCGGCGGGUUGUCUUCCACGGCAUACGAUUACUCAACAGAUCACGGGGGUAGACUUGCAGCUGAAAAAGAUUACCCUUACGAGAAUAAAAUGGGCGAAUGUAGAGGAACAAAAACUCCAAAUGCGGCUGUUGCGUUCAAGAUCGUUGGACGGAAAAUGCUGCCCGUUGGCGAAAGUUCUUCCAUCACAGCUCUUGCCGAAGGUCCUAUUUGGAUAUAUAUACAAGUUACUAAUACGUUCCAUGCUUACAUGAGCGGUGUCUUCAAAGACACCACUUGCAUUGGGAGUCAAAUUAAUCACGCAGUGACUGGAGUUGGAUAUACUGAGAAAUACGUGCUUAUCAAGAACUCGUGGGGUACAACAUGGGGAGACAAAGGUUUUAUAAAGGUAGCAAGAAAUCACGACAGCUGUGGAAUUUGGACACGCAACGGCUACCCGAUACUUAAAGCAACAGGGAAGAAAGACAAAGGAAUAAACGAUAAAAAGUCUACAUAUGUUGAUGAGGAUUAUGAGGACGAUGAGGAUAAUGAGGACGAUGAGGAUAAUGAGGACGAUGAGGAUAAUGAGGACGAUGAGGAUAAUGAGGACGAUGAGGAUAAUGAGGACGAUGAGGAUAAUGAGGACGAUGAGGCCGAGGAUAAUAAAAACGCUACAUGCAAUGAUAAGAACAGAGGUUGCGUUAAAGAUAUGUGCAAGCAUACAGCAUUCGUUUCAGAGUGGUGCCGGGAUACUUGCGGGUACUGCAAAAUAAAAUGCGAGGAUCAAUAUUCCGACUGUAAACAAUUUUGGUGCAAAUAUACCUACUUUGCUAAAGACCAGUGCCAGAGGACAUGUAAAAUGUGCGAGGAGAAAGAUGGUGAAGAUGGAAAAGGGGUAUGUAACCCUGGCUUGAUAAGGUGCCCAGAUGGAGUGUGUAAACACGAGCACAUGUGUUAGGAUUGCCGAUUAUGAGAGUUAGAAAUUCGAAAUAAAUUCGUAAAUGGUAAACACUGAUGGUCUCAUAUUUUUGUUAUGCUUUCGAGUUCGAUUAUGAUGAGGUACUACUACUUGAUUUUCAUAUUCAUAUUGCAUCUAACGAUUCAUUAUCUAAUUA